Amoebophrya sp. A25 is the source of this 591-nucleotide messenger RNA. The record is from the annotation of a GenBank genome assembly. Lineage: Eukaryota; Dinophyceae; Syndiniales; Amoebophryaceae.
AUGCAGGUUGUUGGGUACUCACAGCUCUUUGCAAACGAGGACUUAGGCCACUUCCUUAGUCCGGUGGAUGAUCCCAUUGUUCGUGCACUUGCCGACUUCGAAAACUACUCUCCGUCAGAGCUCCUCCAUCAGUUUUCACUACGAAAGAACGUCGCUGUCAUUCCAAAAAGUACGAACGAGAAACGGAUUCGGGAGAAUGCAAUGAAGAGGGUGUGGAGGACGAGACAAUCUACAUCGACAUCUACUUCUACUGGUAUCUCCAUCUCGGACACUUCUUUCCGUAUUCUUGACGCGCUUGUCGUUCUAUGGGAGUCCAUACUUAUUCCUGGAGAGGAAAUCGUGCAGCCGAGUUGGGCCCGUUCGCGCUUGGAUUUUCUACUACCCAAGCGGCAAAUGACUGUUUUGUCGGGCAAAAUCCGCAACAAUUUGGCGGUGCUGAAGGAGCUGGCUGGAGUGGAGGUGGACAAGGAACUUGCUAGCUGCAGUACAGGAGAAACUGAAGUCUCUUACACUUCACUCGUGAAGGAAUUAUUUUUUGCAGAGGACGAUGUUGAUACUCAUAGUUCUACGUGGUCGUCCAUUUCUAGUGCA